Molecule: messenger RNA, 2034 nt
Organism: Dendrobium catenatum
Lineage: Eukaryota; Viridiplantae; Streptophyta; Magnoliopsida; Asparagales; Orchidaceae
Exons: 5
Coding region: 370-684 (104 amino acids)
Source: RefSeq, a predicted model, not a curated record
CCUAAUUUAUUUUUGAGGCCGUUACUCCCCUCCGCAUUCUACUCCCCCCGGCAUUCUCUAUAAAUAAACCCUAAUCUCGCUUCCUAAGUUAUUUCAUCUUCCUUCCUCCUGUUUCUCAUCUGCCCUCCCUUGUUUCCGUCUCUCAACUGGGUCUCCCAUCUGCCCUCUGUUUUCCGUCUAGGUCUGGAUAUUGGCCCUCAGUCCGGAACGCAACCUGCUCACGAGAUCGGCUCUCAUUGCCGAAGAUUCCCAGCUUACGAGAUCGGUCCUCGAUACUAUACGGAAGACUCUCAUCGCCUCUUCCUUCCUCCCGUCUACCCUCUGCCCUCUGGCUUCCAUCUCUCAACCGGCUCACGAUAUUGGCCCUCCAUGCGGAACUCAACCCGCUCACGAGAUCCGUUGUUGUUGCCGAAGAUUCCCGACUCACGAGAUCGGUCAUCGAUACGAUACGGAACUUCAUUUAUGCGAAAAGAGUUCGUGGGAGUAAACUUCAUAACAAAGUCAGGACCUGGCUUCGUUAGGAAUGCAUUUGUAAGGUCGCUGAAAGCACUGAAGCAAGCUUUUAUGCAAUCCUUCUUUAAUAGGCAGGACAAAAUUUAUGGAAUAUGCAGGUUCGUGGGAGUAAACUUCAUAAGUCAGCUUAAUUCUGCAUCCUGUGUGGUUCUGUUGGUGGACCCAAGCUAGAAAUCUUGCUCCUGUAGCGUGGAGGAGCAGACGGUUGCUAGCCACUGGCCAGGGUGUGCUCAUCCCUCUCCGGUUGAACGGUGUCAUUAACGUUCUUAUUUUAUAUUUCUAGUCCGUAAUUCUCCUUUCUGCUUUCUCCAUCAGCCGACCCUAAUGUCACUUUCCUAAGUUAUUUCUUUCUACUUUUUCUCCCUUCUCCUAUAUGUGACUCUCUUUUAAGUACAGUCAGAAUGCUUUUGAAACAAUCCAGAUCAACCAAACUUUGGUUUUCUUCACCGGAUUUGGAUACAUUAAUCAUGUUGCAUAUGUAAGAGUUUGAUGUAAUAUUUGAAAUAGUUGGUUGAUUUAGUAGUAUGCUGUGAUUUAUUACAAAGGGAUAAAUGAGAUUCAUGAUUUCUAAUCAAUGGGCCGUACUUUCUUUGACAUGAGUAUAGUGAAUCACCUGUUAGUGUUUCAAUGACAUUAAAUAAGUAGAAUUAUUGCUAAGAAUACUAAGGGGUUGUUUGGCAAAAGGAUUUAACAGGAUUUAAGCUGGAUUUAAGCAAAAUAUUGCCAAAUGAGAUUUGAGUGCCUGCUAAAUCUCACGGUGGAAUAAAUCGUCUGUCUCCCCCUUUGGACUAUAAAGGGUUGUUUGGUAUCGCAUUUAUAGCUGGAUUUAAGCAGGAUUUUUGCUAAAUCCUGCCAAACGAUUUUUGUGUGCGCGUUAAAUCCCGACGAUCGGUAAAUCCCGAAUGUAAGGAUUUACGUCAUAAAUAUGGGAUUAACUAAAUCCCUCGGUUUAGUGGAUUGUGUUAUUUAUAGUUCACAGAAGUGUUACCCGCGACGCCUGUGUCAUGAAGCUUUGCGUUCGCCCUUAUUUGCCAAAACGAAUGUAGGCAUCGCUCCAGCCCGCCGCCUCAUCCUCUUUAAGUCAUCUUCCUCUCCGGUGUGCUGGUAUGUCUUUGUUCGCACUCGUGAACUGGUUGCUCUCGACACACAAGUAACUUUUUUCUGCUUUGGAUAGCCUGCAUACAUCGUAUGCCUGUUUUCGUCCUUUUUUUCUGUAAUGAAUCCCGUAUGGUGUAGAUAGAAGAUUGAUUUUUGUGCGAAUUUUUUCAUUUUUUCGUUAUGUACGCAUGUGUGUGUUUUCUUAAUUUUUGGCUUUUUAAUUAUACAUUGCUCGAUUUAUACAUUUAAUUCUUAAAUAAUGCGACUAUCAUAAUAUUGCUCGGUUAAUGUGUUUAGAGAAAUUGACAAGUAGAGGUACUCAGCUAAGCAAAUAAUCAUGCUUAUGUCGUCGUAGGUCUUAGAUUGGUAAGUUAAUUAUUUUCAUAAUAAGUCAUGUCUUAUUGUCUAAUUUAAUUUGUGGGU